Peronospora farinosa is the source of this 423-nucleotide messenger RNA. NCBI's taxonomy places the organism in Eukaryota, Oomycota, Peronosporomycetes, Peronosporales, Peronosporaceae. The record is from the annotation of a GenBank genome assembly.
AUGGUGCAGAUGGAGGUCUCGCAGCAGAAGCUCGACGAAGACAAGCGGAUGAUGGGCGCAAUUGAGUCAGAAAUGUUCCGCUCUUCGCCUGUCAACGGUCGCGGCGGUGCUCCGUUGUAUAUCGAUGCACUCGGACAUUCACCGGUGCGUACAAGAACUGGACAAGGUCAUGCGAGCAUGCUACAUCAUGGAGCAGGUCAACAUGCGGUGCAACCAGAGUGGCGGGCACCGCAAGCAGAACCACCAGUACUCGCACCGUAUUCUAGCUCGGAGUACGCGACGGCUCAAGAUUACGCGAGAAGGAUGGAGCCGGACGCGCAGCGAGAAAUGCGAGUUCCGGAUGAGCGCCAACGACGGCUGACAAUUCGAAAGUCUGAUGGCUCCGAGCUAUAUCGUGACUUUGGUUCCGGUUUCCUGGACUGA